Scleropages formosus (Asian bonytongue) is the source of this 2194-nucleotide messenger RNA. It is a transcript of the gene ctxn2, whose product is annotated as cortexin 2. The record is from RefSeq and is a predicted model, not a curated record. NCBI's taxonomy places the organism in Eukaryota, Metazoa, Chordata, Actinopteri, Osteoglossiformes, Osteoglossidae. The coding region runs from base 644 to 889 and encodes 81 amino acids. The transcript has 2 exons.
UCGAGGACCACAGCUGAGGAAUUCCAGGCUGGUGAUUUCUGAUCCAAAAGGCGAUAGGCACUCGCACACAGCUCCACAGCACGAAACAAGAACCGCUGUUCUCGGCAGCUCCCCCUGCAAAUACACACCUUUUGAAAAUCACCGGAGCUGAGUCUCUGGAAGCUUGAGUCGCACUCAGUUUUAAGGUGAAGGGUGGAGAUGGGGGGGUGUGCAAUCUUCUAUUGCCAAUGAAAGGGCUCGGGGGGGGUCUGCGAAGGGCUCUCUGCUUUGUUGCUGUCGGAAGGACGAGGCAUCUGGCGGGAGUGGCAGCAACAGGUCGGCAGGGACGGGGGGCACGAUGAGUGUGAGCCGCAUGCUUCCACCCUCUGCACAGCAACACCACUGCGUCCGCUCGGGUAGCCCGUCCCCUGGCUCAGAGACAGAGACCACCGUCGUCAUGGGAGACAUCUGAGCGAAGGAUAAACACAUCCCCUCCGUUCCGUUCGUGUGGUUUUCGACCACAGGUGUUGUCAUCCUGCCUCUUGGUCUUGCAUCACAAUCCGGAUCACCGAUGAAAAUGAACCACACGACAGUGGCUUGAAAGCAACAGGUUAUCUGGAGCUCCUGUCUGACAGCACCGGCACUGAGAUGAGGGCUCAUCACCAUGUGUAACAUCCACUUCAACCACUCGCUGGCUACAAUGAGCGGCAAUGACAUCAUGGCAUACUCCCUGACUCUGGAGCAGAAGACAGUGUUUGCCUUUGUGGGCAUGCUGCUGGUGUUCCUGGGAUUGCUGAUCAUCAGAUGCUUCCGCAUCCUGCUGGACCCAUACAGCAGCAUGCCCUCCUCCACCUGGGCGGAUGGGGUGGAGGGCCUGGAGAAGGGGACCUUUGAGUACGCCCUUGCGUAACUCAGCGUUUGAGCCACGGGCAAAGCCGGGGGUUUGUGCGUUACGCUAAGUUCAACAAUGGUGACCGAAGAUCCUCAGUCAUGAGACCCCCUCAGACCAUGAGCUCGUCUCUGCAUCCCCGCCCGUCUUAUGGGUGAUGACUCUGUUCUUCUAGAACUCGCUGGGCCCGUUCUGUGGAGCCACAUUUGUCGGUGGGCGAAGGGAAAGGUCUCAGGGAACAUGAGAAAUUCAAGAUCACAACAACCUUGUGCACACAAAAGUUGUGCCCUUAUGCUCCGGCAUACAGGCAGGGUGUUUCGUGGGCAGUGAUGUUUUGUAAGAGAGACGAGCCAUCUUCUCAGAAUGUGACAUGAUAUCUACACUACCUGCAUGCCUCGAGCAUACAGAUACCAGGUUGCUCCAUAUCUGUAUUAAUUCAGAGACUCGAAUUCCUCUACGUCUUGUGAGUAGGUCUGACUUUUACCUGUGACGUUGAGUGAUGAUUUGACGCCAUUAUAAAGCCUUACCGUAUUUUGGCGUCACUACAUGUCUAUAACGGGGGGGGGCGCGGUGGUGCAGCGGGUUUGGCCAGGGUCUGCUCCGUGGUGGGUCUGGGGUUUGAGUCCCAUUUGGGGUGCCUUGUGAUGGAGUGGCAUCCCGUCCAGGGUGUGUCCCCUCCCCCUCUAACCUUGAACCCUGUGCUGCCUGGUUAGGUUCCAGUUCACUGCAACCCCCACUUGGGACAAGCAGUUGUAGAUAUUGUGUGUGUGUACAUGUCUAUAAUGUUGAUCAACUGUGUGUAGAUAUGUGACAUUAGAGACGAUUGCUAAGUCCUCUACAGAUUCGUGUGCUGGUUACUCGUUCCUGUUACAUGUUGCCUCGUGCCAAGGAUUAUGUUGUCAAAAAAAGAGAUUAAUCUGCCACGGAUGCACAGGUGGAGUUGGAAUAAUGAUGGGGGCUGUCAUUUAAACAUUCCCCGUGGAGAUAAUGUGGGGAGAGGAGAAGAGAUCAGCCCUUGUUCCUGCCAACAGAUGAAGCCCAGUCAAAAUGACAGCAAACAGUUAUGAGGUCAUCUGUAUUUGGGCUCAUUUGUUUUCAUUUUUGAAGGCUGAUGGCAGGCAAGGGGAGGGGUGCCUCCCCAAAGAGAGUAUGUGCAGUAGAGCUUAUGCCAAGUUUUCCUUGUGCAGUGGACUUGCCUUACUGUAACCUAGAACAGGUUUUACGUGCCUUCAUUUAGGACUGUUGCCACGUUCCCCCAGCAGGCGGCACCUACUGCGAGUGAAGACCUUAACCGCUGUCUCCUCACCAAGUGCAGCACAGGGGAAG